Messenger RNA from Fusarium vanettenii 77-13-4, 1170 nucleotides. RefSeq lists its product as uncharacterized. Gene Ontology annotation, molecular function: SNAP receptor activity. The coding region runs from base 1 to 1170 and encodes 389 amino acids. NCBI's taxonomy places the organism in Eukaryota, Fungi, Ascomycota, Sordariomycetes, Hypocreales, Nectriaceae. Gene Ontology annotation, cellular component: endoplasmic reticulum; SNARE complex. Gene Ontology annotation, biological process: retrograde vesicle-mediated transport, Golgi to endoplasmic reticulum. The record is from RefSeq and is a predicted model, not a curated record. The transcript has 2 exons.
AUGUCAUUCGAGGGCUUGCAGGAGCGCCUAACGGCUCUGCAGGAGACCACCACCCAGCUCAAGGAGCUCAUCGACCGGCUUGCGACCCUCAAGUUCCAGCCUGGUUCCGUGCCCCUGGCCACCGACGAGGAGAACAGCGUCAGCGGGGAGCUCAGCACCGAGAUUACGGGAACGCUGCGGGACGGAGAGGAGGAGUAUGAGAUUCUACAUGAAGAGGUGGAGUUUGUUCGCGCGGCGGAGCAUGAUAGGGCGAGGUUGAGGGAAGGUGUGGAAAAGAUUGGAAAGGAGCUUGCAAGUUGCCGUCUAUCCUUCCGGAAGGCACGACUAUCCGCAAAGCAGAGCCUCUUGCAGGCGCAAAGACUCGAGCGCGAGCUCAUGGUUACUUCAUUCUCGCAACCCACUUCAGAAGCCGGCUCCCUACACCCAGACGACGAAAAGCCCUCGGCCGCCGUCCGCCCCUCGCGACAACACCAUGCGGUCCAACAGCAGCAGUCCAGUCUUUCAGGGGAGGACCGGGAGGCGGUUGGGGCGAGCGCCAAUGUGACCAACGCCCUGCGGCGCACGCACGACAUUAUCCAGGCCGAGUUGGCGCGCAGCGAGUUUGCGCAUCAGACACUUACCGAGUCUUCUGCGGCGCUGAAGGAUCUCAACGAGUCGUACAGCUCGCUGGAUACGAUGCUGGCGAAUUCACGGAGUCUGCUGGGGACGCUGGUGCAGUCACAAAAGUCCGACACCUGGUACUUGCAGACGGCCGUCUACAUGCUCCUCACGACUUUUUGCUGGUUGUUCUUCCGGAGGAUACUAUACGGGCCACUGUGGUGGCUCGUUUGGCUGCCCCUCCGAGUAUUGUUCGGUGUAGGAACCACGGCUGGCGGCGCGAUGAUACGCGCGGGAUCCGGCGCCGUCAAGGUGGAAGAGGUCGGAGAUGUCAGUCAGGGGGUCCCCGUGGAGGGUCUGCCCGCGAAGGAUCUACCCACUGUCCAAGUUGGCACUGAGAAGGAGGCGGAGGUGCUGGAGGAGGUGGAUAAGAUCCUGAAUGUUAUCGAGGAAGCGAAUGAGCAGGAUAAUAUCACGGAAGAGGAGGAUGCCGACAGUGCCCGGAAUACCAAGAAGAGAAUGUGGGAAGAGCCCGAGGUUGUGGAGCAAGAACGGCCCAGAGACGAGCUCUAG